AGGGUAUGCAAAGAUUGAGAAAUUUCUCCACAUUGCCAAAUUUGUCCAUUUAUUUGUCCUCACACAUUGCAUUGGUGCGAUUCCUCGAUUUCAUCCACGAAGAGAGAAGGCAGCCAGUCGGUCCUCUUUCUCAUUCACACACGCAGCCCUUUCCGGGCUCGAGCAUGCAUGUCGGUCAGGCGAUGUCCCUCACUCACCCCAUCCUAUACACACACGCACCCACUUCCUCAGUGCAGCGACAGCCACAAAUACCACACCCUCACAAGAAAACACACUGGGUGCUGUAGAGCAGUCAGGCAUCGAAUUUAGGGAAAUACAGCAGCCAGCCAGCCGCGCAAACCGAAUCAAGGGAGCGCAGCUACCGGGAAGGAAAAAAAGGAGCGAGAGAGAGAGAGAGAGAGAGCUUCAAGACAGGGCGGCAAUCACUCACACACAGUAGGGAUUGUCUGUACUGUCUGUCCACGCGUCUGCCUCUCCUCGCAUCCCCGGGUGUGCAAUGCAUGCGCAUGACAUACAUGUGUAGGUAUCCUCUAUUGACCUUCCAGUAGCGACUCACAUCCGCCAGGGAUGGUACCAUCCCUGGCGGAUGUGACUCGCUGGUGGAAAGUCAAUGAAGAAUGCCGACACGUGUGACGCAUUGCCCCCACCAUGAAUGAAUCCUGCGGCUCUGGUGGCGAUCUGUGUCUUGUCGCGCAUUUCAGGGUUCUUGGCCAGCCACGUGCCGAUGUACUUCUCAGUCAGCCAUGAGUGUGCUGGGCAGUCGGCGCCAGAUAAAACUCUGCACACGCGGGAAGACAAAGAAAAAACUAAGAAAACAUGCACUCCAUCACCCCUUUCCUUGAUGGCGCAGCCGAGCUGUGCGUCCGCCUCACCUCAUUGCUCUGACUCCUCCCCAGGUCAUCGUACCAAGACUGACGCACACACAUACACACACCGUUAACGAAGAGGGGUGAAUGCAUCAUUCUGAUCACUUGCCAAACAGGUGAGGUGUGACCAUCAUAUCGCUGAAGCCAAGCCGCCAGCCCCCGCUUCUGUGCAGAUGAAGACGGCGGUGAGCUCCUGGUCUGUGCGAGUCGCCUCAGCGGGCUGAUGAACGCAGAGGGGAGGGCCAGGCACGGCGGCAGCUAGGCCAACCACCAUGACCAGCGUGAGCACCG
Molecule: messenger RNA, 1157 nt
Organism: Vitrella brassicaformis
Lineage: Eukaryota; Vitrellaceae
Source: the annotation of a GenBank genome assembly